UCUACAAAAGAAAAUGAGAAAGAAUGAAGUUUCUUCUUUUCAUUCUCUUGAGGCAACUAAUAAUGCAGCUACAGCAGAGAUUCUUUUUCAUGUUUUCAAUAAUUUCCUCUAAUCAACUUAAAACUAUUUGAAAUUUGACAAUAGUUUGUAUUUCUUCCAGUGGUGUAACAGCUUUAACACGUUUAGUAAUUUGACUAUUUUUUUAAUAAGUUACCAAUAAAUAUUUAGAAGCUUCGUCUAUCGUUGUGCUCUUCUUUCUAUUGUACACUAAAACCAUAGUCAAUGUUCAAAGUUUCUGCCAUAUACAAAAACUAAUUCUAUAAUAAGAAACAAUUAUAGUAUUAAUUCGUUUGCUUUCCAGCGUUACCACUAUUGAAUUCUUUGUAUUGGUCACCAUCUUAUUUGCCUAGAAUAACAAAUACACACUUUGAACUGUAACUCUCUGUAUCUGUUUGUAGAACAUUUCAUAUAUAGAAAUCGGUGUUACUGCAGAUUUGAUGUUAAAGUUUUAUAGAUUACUUGAACUGCAGAUGUCAACUGUUAAAAAGCAUUUACCGUCAGCUUGUUGUGCGCAGAAAAGGAAGCAACAGUGCUCAACAGAAAUCGUCUCUAAAAUUAAUCGUAGGAGACGUGAUCUAUACAAGCAGUUAUCAGUUGAUAAAAAAGAAUUGCUUUUAACACGCCGGCGAUCAAAAAAACUUGAAUUAAAAAAGGGUUCGACUGCGCUGCUUGAAUAUACCAAACAAGCUGCUGGGUUUGAGCUGCAUACAGAAAAAACUCUGACAAUAGUCGAGGCACCAUGCAUUGCUGGGAAAGCAGGUAUAUCUUCAGCUGUGGGGGCAGUAGUUGAUUGUCACAAAGGAAAAAAUAUUGCUGAUCACUUCUCCAUUUUUGAACAUGGUUCGACCUCUGGUGCACCCUGUGACCGACAUCAUGUAGAGACAUCUACUGUCAUAAACAAAGGUUCUAAAUCAAAAAUAAUAAGUUGGAACUGGAACAUUAGAGAACUACCCACUGAUGCAACCAUUUUAAAAACUGUACCAGAUUGUAAAUAUUGUGGAGCAAAAAGAUUUGAAUAUGAGCUACCGGCAUUUUGUUGUAGCAAUGGUUCAGUUAAGUUGACGUCACAUGAAAUGCCUAAUGAACUCUUGAAUUUAUAUUUAGGCAAUACCGAAGAAUCUGAACACUUCCGUACCUACCUUAGAUUAUACAACAAUAUGUUUGCAUUUACUUCCCUUGGGGUGCACUAUGACAAAGUACUAGCAAAAAGAAACCAAGGAAUUUAUACAUUUAGAGUACAAGGUCAAAUGUAUCACUUUAUAAAUGAUUUAAUUCCAACAAAAUCGGCGACCAAGAAAUUUACAGUUGUAUUUUUACGAUGAGAAUGCAGAAAUAUUAAAACGAAUGGCUUCGUCGGAUAUACUUCGACAAUCAAUUGUUCAGAAGCUAAUGAACAUACUAAAGAUAAAUCCUUAUUGUAUCUUCUUGAAAUCUCUAAUACAUAUUCCAGAAUUAUCAAACUUUUAUAUUGCAUUGAGAUGUGGCUCUGGCUUAGAUCAACGAGUAUAUAAUCUGCCAACUGUGUCAGAAGUAGCAGCAUUAUGGCUAGAACAAGAAAUGAGCAAUAAUAGUUUUACACCCCAUAUUUGAAUUUAUACUCACAGUAACAAAAGCCAAUUAGUAAAUUACUAUUAUUGUUGCUCUGAUCCUUUGCAAUAUCCACUUUUAUUUCCUUAUGGUCAAAACGGCUGGCAUUGCGGUAUUCCAAAAAUCGUACAACCUAGAAUUAAAUUGAGAAAGCGAGCUUACUAUGAGACUGAGCAGCUUCCGAGUGUCUCUAACAUGUGUUCAAUUGAUGGACUACUUGAUAUGGAAGCGGAUGUCCUGCAAAAGGGGAAACAAAAAAGAAAUAAUGUUUCUUGUCGUGAAUACUACUAUUACAAACUCCAUAUGAGAGACAAUGAGGAAAACGGAGUUUUACAUUCUGGUAGAUUAUUUCAACAAUAUUCAGUUGAUGAAUUCAUAAAAGUAGAAACUCAAAGAUUAGAUUUUGCCUCAUUUAACCAAGAUUUAUUUCGAAUUGAUGUACUACAAGGACUUUUAGAUAUCUUGAGACUUGGCGAAAGAGAAGCUUCUAAGAUAGGAAAACAAAACUUUCUUCCAACAAGUUUUACGGGUGGUCCGAGAGAUAUGCGUCAACGUUAUAUGGAUGCUAUUGCGUUAGUACAGCAUUUUGGAAAGCCUGAUAUAUUUCUGACCAUAAAAUGUAAUCCCUCUUGGCUUGAAAUAAAGGAACAUUUGCUCCCAACAGACGAAACUCAAAAUAGGCCUAAUUUAAUUAGUCGAGUAUUCAGAGCAAAGGUAGAAGAGAUGAAAACAGAUAUAUUAAAAAGAAGCAUAUUUGGAAAAGUUGUCGCCUUUAUGUACAGUUUAGAAUUUCAAAAACCCGGUCUUCCACAUGCCCAUUUUCUUGUUAUACUUACUGAUGAAUACAAAUUAUUAACGCCCGAGGCUUAUGACAAAUUUGUUUGUGCUAAGUUGCCUGACCCUGAUAUAUACUCAUACUUACAUAAGCUUGUCGUUAAACACAUGAUGCAUGGGCCUUGUGGUCAUUUAAAUCCCACAAAUUUAUGUAUGAAAAGAAAUGAGUGCAAAUUUAAGUACCCCAAGAGUUUCGUUGAUGAGACGACGAAAGAAAAGAACUCAUACCCAAUUUAUAGAAGACGAAAUACUGGUAAAUCUGUGAAAGUUAGAAAACAAUUUCUUGAUAACUCAUGGGUUGUUCCUUACAACCCCUAUCUGCUAUGUAAAUACAAUUGCCAUAUAAAUGUAGAAGUUUGCUCCGAUAUUAAAGUUGUGAAAUAUAUAUACAAAUAUAUCUUUAAAGGACAUGAUAAGAUAUCAUUUGGCUUACAUGAAGAUAACACAAAUAUACAAAUAGAUGAGAUAAAAGAGUAUCAAUCUGCUAGAUGGGUGUCACCUCCAGAAGCUAUGUGGCGCUUAUUUGCAUUUCCUAUUAGUGAAAUGACUCCGAGUGUUUACCACCUCCCAUUACAUCUUGAUGGACUACAAUUUGUCUCUUUUAAAAAAAGACACAAUAGAUAGUAUCGUGAAAAAUCCUAUGAUCAAGAAGACGAUGCUGACAGAAUUCUUUUUGAUGAAUGAAACAAAUAAAGAUGCUAAAGAGCUUAAAUUAAUGUAUAAAGAUUUUUCACAACACUUCGUAUGG
This is a messenger RNA of Nicotiana tabacum (common tobacco), 3229 nucleotides long. The record is from RefSeq and is a predicted model, not a curated record. NCBI's taxonomy places the organism in Eukaryota, Viridiplantae, Streptophyta, Magnoliopsida, Solanales, Solanaceae.